AUGAUCAGUUACUGUUUUGUUUACGGCGUGUUAGCAAUAGCCGGACUCAUAGGUAAGUUUAGACAUCAAUAAAAGUUUUCAGGUUUGUAUUGCAAAACCUGCAGUUGAAACGCAUGAGGAUGACAGUGACAUUUAAUCAUUAAUUGGACACCUGAAAGAACGUGAAGAAAAAGAUAAAGGCGGCGGCAAAAAUCCUUCAAAUAUACUGCAGUCGAUGUAUACUAUGUUUCAUAAUCAGUUUUGGUGGGGUCUGUUAUGUUUAACUAUAUAUAUAUAUACUUUUUCAAUUAUACUAUUUUGUGCAUAGUUGUGGAAUAGUAUAUAUAGUUAACUCUAAAAAAUGCAAUUCUGAUUGCAUGGUUAAUAAACUGUAGUUAACUUCAAUUAACGACUACCUGUUUACUUUAUACAACCAACUGAAUCAGAUGAUAUGCAUUAGAGGUGUGCAAAUCCGAUCCGAAUCCGAUCCGAUUAUUUCGGAUUUCGGAACAAAAAUAUACAUUUCGGAUCGGAUUGAUAAAGUUGUUUCGUAGUCGGAUCGGACUUCGAUAUUCGAAAUAAAAUGAAUUAAUUAUCCACGCAUUAUUGCAAGAAUUAAUUAUCCAUGCAUUUAUCAAAGCAACAUCGCGGUUGCCGCUGCAUUUUUAAUUCGUUUGAUAUACUUCAAUUGGACGUCAGUUUGUCAGCUUCUUGACAUGUAUUUCUUGUUUUUAUAUUUAUUUGGUUAAACAUUUCAACUUGAAUGAGAAAUUUAUUUUGUUAAAGGUUCUUCGGAUCGGAUCGGAUUGGAAUUCUUUAUCACAACUCGGAUUCAGAUUAGACAAUUUUGGAUCGGAUUUUAAACAUUAGCCAAUUGUCGGAUUAUAAACGUCCAAUCCGAUCCGAUGCACACCUCUAAUAUGCAUGCAUUUCGAGCUCUUGUACUUGACCCACUGACAUGACAGACUGCGAGCUUCUAUUUUCCUUCGUUUUAUAGUUUCACGGAAAAUAGAGGGAUUGCUCGCAGUCUACUGACACGAUAAUGCAUUGCAUUCGGUAUAUUUACUGCGUAAACGUCAAUCUCGUACCCAGAGCCAUCGUUGAAGCUCAACGAUGGCUCUGGGUUACUGGGUACGAGAUUAGCCCAAAAUUGACAAACCUGCCAGAGCCAGCUCAGUUUGCCAUUACUCUGGAACAUGUAACUUUGAUAUUGAUCUACAUUUCAGGGAACUUUAUGGUUCUUCUUGUGGUAAUAAGAAACAAUACUAUGCGCAAUGUUACCGAUGUCUUGAUUGCCCAUUUAUCCCUUUCUGACACUAUGCUGAUUGUUUUUUCAACGCCAGCUCUACUUCUGCAGGAAAUAGGCAGUGGCAGUUUUCAACCAGGAGAUAUUUUCCCGAAAAUUUGUGCUGGUGUCGUAAUUUUCUGUUCUGUUGUUUCAGUAUUUACAGUGGUGACCAUAGCAAUAGAAAGGUAAAAUGUUAAUUAAGUCUCAAUGAUUCGCAUGCAACCUCGUCCCCAGGCUCUUACCUCUUGUGGAGGAAAGACCCUGGUAGGAGCUGGUCACGUGAUCUGCUAAAACCUAGCAGAUUUCUAAUUAACUAUCUUGGAUUCCUUUUGUUGUCAUAAUUUAUGGGGGAAGGAGUUGGUAAAUGGGAGGGGGGGGGGGGCGAACAAAGUUUUAUCCUUAUAAUAGGGGAUCGGAAAGUUCUGUUAUUUAUAAUUGCAAAUCCCCUUUAGUUGAACAUUAUGAUUUAUAUGGAAUAUAACAUCAUGAUAUAUAUAUAUAAACAUUAUGAUAUAUAUAUAUAUAUAUAUAUAUAUAUAUAUAUAUAUAUAUAUAUAUAUAUAUAUAUAUAUAUAUAUAUAUAUAUAUAUAUAUAUAUAUAUAUAUAUAUAUACAAUGUUGAAAAAAAAUUUAUUAAUUUAACCUGACAAUACACCUUUGUAUCGUUUGUCCAACAUUGUUUGUGGGGAAGGGGGGCAAUGACCAAUUAGUUGACUCAAUAAUUUCUGCACUAGAUUGUAGGUUAAACAGAUUGACCUAACAUGUAACUUUACCUGCAAUACACACCUGUUUCAUUGCUGUUACUUUCCAAUCCAGGGGGGUGGGGCAAAAAGUUUGCCUUCAAUCUGGAAGGGGGGGGGGGUCAAAAAAGUUUUCAAUCCUUAUCCCCAUUUCCCAACCACCCUAUAAAUAAUGACCAUUCCUAAAAUCAAAUCAAACUUGCCAAACAAAAUGCAAGUUAUAAAUUACAGUAUAAAUAUCAGUCAAAUAUUUAUCCGAUCAUCCGAAUUAAAAAUCUACUAGAUCAGUUAGCAGACCAGCUCCUACCAGGGUCUUUCCUCCACAAGAAGUAAGAACCUGGGAACCAGGUUGAUUCGAAUGAGUAUAAUUAUAUGAAUUAUUUCAAUUAAGGUUGAAUGUCACAUAUUUGCAAAUAAUACAACGCUUUAAAUAAAUCGCUUGAUUGAGCAAAGAUACCCUUUGUGUACAGUUCUUAGGCUAAAGGUUCCUUUUAACUCACCGUAAAACCAACUCGCAAGCCCGCAGCCAGUACUUGUAUCUAAUAGUGAAAUAAACUGUCGAGCACUGUGAUUGGAUGAAAGUAUUCGCAGCGAGCUUGCGAGUCAGUUUUUGCGAUGAGUGGAAAAGAGAUUUACGAUGGAGAACUAUUUUCUUGACUUUGAGUUUCACAUGCUGGUUAGCACAAUUCCUCACGUUAUACAAAGUGAUACUUCUGGGCUUAAAAUCUCCCUGUGUGUAAAUUAUAAAAUAUGGAUAGUCAUUGCUAAGUCGUUUUGGCGCAUUUCGUUUGCAAAUUGACUACAGAAAUGCAGUCGAAUAGCUUCAAAAAUAAAGAUCUGUGGGUUUUUACCUUGGUUGGUUUUCUUUACAGAUACUUUGCCAUAGUACACCCACUGAAGCAGAUGACGCAAAAUAAGAAAAUUACAGUCGCGAUGUCCUUGAUCGUCAUUUGGUCGUGCGCAUUAAGUCAACUCAUCGUCAGGAAUACUGUCGCUGUGUUUAGAACUAAACACGCGCUACUCAACGAAACAAGUGGAGGAAUAAGUACUGCCUAUUCCAGGCUAGAUGACAAUAAACACAAAUACUACUUGAUUGCUAUAUUUCUACUGUAUAAUGUAUUUCCAUUUGUGCUUGUGUUUUACUUGUAUACGCAGAUCAUUAUGAAGCUUCGUAGCCGAGGGAAAGAACUAAGGGAGACAAAUGCGACAGUGAGCCAACGAAAUGAAUCUGUGACUAAAAAUCAACGCAAAACCAUUAUCAUGUUAGUUAUAGUGCCCGUCGUGUUCGUAGUAUGCGGAUGGCCAUUCACUAUACUUCAUCUAAUCUUGGCAUACAUGCCUGAAGUCAGUGAAGUGCAAAGUGUUGCAGUUAAACUCGCCGAUUCAUUGCUGAGAAUACUCGCUUUUAUUCCAAGCACCAUCAAUCCAAUAAUUUACAGUUUUUUCAGCGAGAAAUUCCGCGCUGGUUUUCGUCAAUUGUUUUCAAAGUAA
Paramuricea clavata is the source of this 3498-nucleotide messenger RNA. Lineage: Eukaryota; Metazoa; Cnidaria; Anthozoa; Malacalcyonacea; Plexauridae. The record is from the annotation of a GenBank genome assembly.